AUCGUUAGUUUGCUGCGUCGAUUGCUGUGACGAGAAGGAUGGGUGGUGCGGUCGAACGUCAGUCCAAUAAGAUCGUUAAUGUUUUCGAGGAAUUUUAUCGGGGGAUAAAUAAGUAUCGAAGGAAAGUGACGAAACGACGAUCGUACUCGAUCACCUCGGUGGAUAAGGUUCGAUCCAUCGAUCGACCAUGUUUCGUCUCUUUCUGUUGAUCGAACAGAUUAUCGGAGUGCCCGCGAUUACGAUCUGCGCCCUGUUCUUAUUCGGAGGUUUAAAGGAGCGUGCGGUGCAAUUAACGACGUCCCGGGCUUGUUGAUCGAAAUUUUAUGGUCACGAUCGGUGUAAUUGAUAUAAACCCCACGAGUUCUGUCGUACACACGGUCGUUACGUGUCCAUGGACGAGUCUGGAGAAGACCUUCGAGAGGAGGAGGCAAACGAAGAGAGAGAACGAAGAGAGGGCGAGAGAGAAGAGAGAAAUAAAAAAAGAGGACCACAGAACGCUUUUUAUCGCACUGAACGUCAGGAUGAGAGCGAGCUCUCGAGCAAGCGGUGGGCCAGUGCGCCCCGCCGCCCGGACAGCCCCUGCGUCCUGGGGGCACCAACGUCUAGGGAGGCGGCGGGACCGCCGGUGCAACUGGAACCAGUGGAUCUGUCCGUGAAAACUCCUGUGGUGUUGCAGGUGCCUCGGUAUAGUCCAGCGGCUAUAAUUACCGCCGCGGCUAGAAGAAUCCCUUCACCUUCGACGACGCCUACACCGCCGCCGCUCUCCAUAUCUACGGUGUCGCCGCCUUUGCCGCCUCUGGGAGAAACAGCGUGGGAGAGAAACCGGGAACGAGAGCGCGAGAGGGUGCGAGAGAGGAGCACGGAGAACGAGCACAGGGAACGGCAGCAAGAAAGAGAAUCAGGGAUCAGAGAGAGGGAGCCGCGGGAUCGAGAAAAGGAACGGGAUCGCGAUAGGGAGAGGCAAAGGGACAGGGAAAGGGACAGAGAGCGGGACGUGUCGGUCCGCAUGAUGGAACCGCUCGAUCCUGUCUUCGUUUCCCCCUCGGCGGCCCUACUCGCGUUACAGAGGAUAAAGGAAACGUCCCUGGUGUUUCACAAGCGUCCCGCGCUGGCGAGUGGGUUAGGAAUCGGCGGCAGAGUAAACGCCGGUGUUGGAGGAAACGGCGGUAGUUUAGCGGUGGACAACGAAUGCGGCGACGCGUUGAAGAGACGCAAAGUUCACCGAUGCGACGUGGCAGGCUGCGACAAAGUGUACACGAAGAGUUCUCACCUGAAAGCUCACAAGAGAACUCACACCGGCGAAAAACCGUACCAGUGCACAUGGGAGGGUUGCACGUGGAAAUUCGCUCGUUCUGACGAAUUAACACGGCAUUACCGCAAGCAUACGGGCCAGAAGCCGUUCAAGUGCCAUCUUUGUCAGCGAUCGUUUUCGCGGAGCGAUCAUUUAUCGCUUCACAUGAAAAGGCACUGAUAAAGAGGACCAUCUAGCCGUUGGAGGAAAGAUGGAGCAGAGCGAAGAAGGGGUAGAGACCGUUUUGUCCCGGGAAACCGGGACACGAAUCGUGAUCGUGGACGACGACGAUGAUUCUUUUUUUUUUUUUACAUUCGGGACCUGAAGAGCCUCGCAUCGUUGCUCGAAUCGUUUUCAACGAGAACGUGAAGAGUCGGAGGCGGAAACUAGGAGAAAAAAAUGAAGAAGCAAACGAAUCGUUCAUUAGGUUUAGAGGUUUAAUCUAAUGGAAGUAUCAUUGCAAUUAUUGGUGUAUAAUCGUGCGACGAGCCUGCUAGCAAUCGUGACAACGCGAAUCGUUGAAAUUUUUUUACUUUGUUUCUUGUUGUACUGCCUCUGUGAGAGACAAAUUUCUAUUUUCGAUUUGCGUUGUUUUUAUGGCGAACGUACGUAGCGUAAGAAUCGUUGAUAUUUAAAAUAUUCGAUGGAAAUUUAUUUAUUCUUUGUGCAGGUGUAUUUAAAAGAAAAACGGAUAUCGAACGAAGCUUAGCUUCGACGAUAGAAGAAAAAAAAAAGCGAGCGUAGAUAGUAGAGAGGAGCGAUUGCUGCGGGUUUUCCGCAAGUAGCACGCGGUCACUUCUGUUUUUAAUUCUAGCCAAUUUUUACUUGUUCGUAUGUCCAGUUUGUUUUCAGUUUUUUUUUCUUUUUUUUUUUUUUUGUACGGUUAAAUAAGGCCAGCUCAACUAGUCUAGAGCACCAUAUGUAUCGUCUAUUGCGAAGAAUAGAGCCAGUAAAGGGAGAAGAAGGAAGUAAUAUCGUUAAGGUAAUUAAACGGUUAAUAAUUAAAGAGAAUAUCGAACUCCGGUGACGGAGCUUGGGACUUAGCAUGCUCAGUUAAAUAAACUACAAAUCGUGAUCGUUAAACAUUUUUUAAUGCAUUAAAUAGCGAUUUAUCAGAUUAUGCACAAAGAAUUUCGCGUUUAGGGACGGACAAUCAUCGAUGUUUUCAUUGUCAAAGAAAACAAGGGAAUUUGACGCUCUGAAAGCCAGUAUUACGUGUGCAUUAAGCAAUAGAAUUGUGUAUACUAUCGACGGCAUUGCGAUGCUUUUACGAGUCUUUCUUUCGUUCGAUCAUGCAAAAAUUUCUUCGGUCGUAUCGGUAAAGAAGCCGGUAUGCCUUUUCAGCCAUGCGUAUACACAAACAAGGUGCCAAAGUAGAAGGUGCAAACGUAUUGUGCGAACGAAGAUGUCCAUUGAUACAUUACGCUCAAUUAUUAAAAAGAGAGAGAGAGAGAGAGAGAGAGAGAAGAAAGCAGAUCGAAGAGUUAUUUUUUAAACGCUUUUGCAUCCCGUUCGUCGAACACGUCACCGCGAUACACGUCUCGUCGAAUCGUGCCACGUGUCGAGCAUCGUCACGAAAAGAAAAAUCGAGCGUUUGCUGCUCGAUUUCUGCACAUUUUAUUUUGGCAUCUACUACGAAACGAGAUAGCUCAAGGAAAAUACAUUCGAGGCCAAUAAAAAGAACUUAAUCUUCGCUCGUGAUGUGAACGAAGAAUUAAAAGAAGAAGAAAAAAGAAAAGAAACGCAGAACGUAUGUCUACGUUCCUCGUGGUUUUGAGAAAAAGAGUACGUGUAUCAGAGUUCGUGUAAUUGAUGAUGCACCGAGUCGGCUGUUCAAUUGUCGUCAAUCUAAAUGCGUCAAGUGCAUAAACGAAUUACGAGCCUGAAAGUAACGUUAUCAAAGAAAUUCUAUAUAUAUAUAUCAAAACAUAUCGUACGAAGGCAUCGACUCUGUGCGUCGCAAGUGUAAAACCACGGUAACGUCACGCGAUACGUUCUUAAACGAAGCUACUCGAAGGAAAAGGUGCAAUAGGAAACACGGUGUUAUAAAGGGUCUGUUGGCUACGCUGAAAGUAUCGCGCGAUACCGCAUUAUUGCAUUUUUUCCUGCGAGUAGCUACGUCGAGGGGAAAUUAAGUUUCCCGUGGCGUUAGCCAGAUGUAUCGCACGAGAAUCGGAUAGCUCGCGAAUUGCAAGCUUGUAAAUAGUUUAGAAACCUUGAGUAACGCGACGUCUGCGUACGUAUAGCACAUGUGUAGCAUUCCCCCGUUUUCUUCGAACCUGUAUCUUCUUUUCAUUUUAAUGUUUUUUUUUUUUUUUGUUCCCUUUGCCACCGUGUCAGUAACGUGGCUAAAGGUAGGCGAAACACAAGAAAACAAAACAAAAACUAUUUCGAAGCUAGUUGAAAAAAGAAAAAAAAAAAUACGAUGGAACAAGAUGCCAGUAUAUGCUAGAGCCAGUUUAUAUCGUUAAAAAAGAAGAAAGGAACCUCUACGUGUAAGAUUAGUGCGAAGAUUGAUAAAUUAAUACUUGUUAUGUGUUGUAUUUUGAUAGGGAAUAGUGCCUUUUAACGUUAAGGAAGAGAACGCUGCGUUAGGCCUUAAGUAUACUGUUAGUGCCUUAAGUCACGCGAAUCUUCGUGCUUGUACACAUUUCAUAACGCGACCAUUCGAAUCCUCGUCCAGAGGACCAGUGAGAUAUAUCAAGCGUUGCUUUAUUCGGUCGAGAUUCAUGGAAAUCAAGUUACAAGAUUCUCGAUACUCUCGUUUAAAUGUCGUUCGAAACAAACGAGGAAAAUUUCGCUAAUCGUAUUAACCGAAUCUUCAUAUCUUAUGUAAAUUUAAUUCAAGAUCCUUGCUUUCGUUGUUACUCCUUCGAUUCACUGUUGCCAAUCGCUUCGUCUUCAUCCUACUUCGACAUCUACUAUUUCUAUCAUUCUAUCUGUGAUUUUCAUCCGAACGAUCGAUCGCGAAACAAUGAAUCACGUUCGAUGGAAAAUUCGUUGGAAACGCUCGUCAGAUAUUUCUCACCUGUUCAAGAAGCAUCCUUUCGUUUCGUAAAGCCCACAGCGAUUUGCGUCGAACGACAAAAUACAUAAGUACCACAUACUCCGUUAUAGACCCGCAGGAACGACCACGCCCCUGGUUGAUGGUAUGAAUAAUUUUCGUGUGAUCGUCACUGCGAAAUUCAAUCCGAAAAUGAACGAGGUGCCACCCAGGAUGCCAUUCUACGAUCUUGAUGACUGAUACCGUUGUACCUUUCCUGUAAGGGAUUUCUUCGGCGGAACAGCCGUCAGUAAUCUGAGCAGAGCGAGGGCGAUGAGAAAUGCAUACUGACGUCAUGCCGACACCCUCUUUGAUCAUUAUCAUUUUUUUCACUGUGAGCUCGUGCCGAGUCGUACGCUUCUUAACGAUACAUCCCAACGUUGUGCCGUUAUAUCUCCACCUCGGGACGAUUCAUUUCGGCUAAUUGUCGACGGGGUGAUAAAACGAUAUUGUUUCCGGUUAACUUUUGCCCGUGAAGCUUCUCAUUCGCGAAACGUAUUAACAUACAUCGUCUUCGUAACAUUCGUACGGAAUCACCUCGUCGUUCUUCAUCGUAAAAUUUCGUUUCGGCCAAACUCACGUAGGUUUCUUUCUUUUUAGAACUCGAUCAGACGAAAUAUACGAUAAAGACGAACCGCUUUCCUCGAUCCGAAAAAUUUGAUCGCUAAAUCACAUUCCAAUCUUUGUAAAGCGUAUUAACAAACGCAAUAGCUGUUAAAUUUUCGUGGAAGAAUCGUUUAACGAUAAGCCGAGAGACAGGAAGUGAGGGAUUUCUAUAAGAAGCUUAACGACCUAUCGAGGUCCCUCAAGAUUAGCGACGAACAUUCCACGAGCACACACAUUCCUAGAUCGUGCACAUGUACGAUAGAUUCGCGGAAAUCCGGACAAAGAGUAUCGGCAAUUUGUAUUUCAUGUUAAUGCGAAGCUAUUCAAUUUCCCGUAAAAGGUAAACCGGAAACCGGGUAAAGGAUUUGAAGGCGACCGAUUUUCUACGAAGGCCCCACCUAGAGAAAUUAGCAUUUCAAGUGCCUUAACAGACGUUAACUGACACCUAACUAAUCGAGGCUACGCGUUCGAAUUGAAAUCACCUUCUGCGAUCGAAUGGACGCUUUCGGCCACUCGGUUGACACACUUCGGUUAAAAAAAGGCGACGUAAAGUGGGAACGAGGGGCAGAGAAAAAUGGAUCGGCAUAAAAUUUCCAUUGGCGAUGAUUAAUAAUUCGAAACGCGGUACGUUUGUGUAUUCGUCCGAAGGAUUUACAAAUAGCGUAUAAAUCAGUUUGGAAGAUUUCGGUAUUCGAUCUUUAAAAAAAAAACAUCUGUUCGCGUUAUUUAAUUUUAAUUAAGUUUUAAGAUUGGGAAAUGGAAAAGUUUUUAAAUCAAAGAAUUUUCUCGAAAAGAAUUCGUCUUUCGACAAGGUCUUUCAAAAGUUCAACCCUCCGACGUCGAUCGUUUGGAUCGUCGUUGCUCGAUCGUUCGAUGGGUGUCGACGUACCUGAAUUCGUUGUUAGAUUGUUGAUUUCAUCAUAUUCUCGUGCGCUUACACGGCUGUCGGAAAGAAUUCCAGCGUGGCGUAUUAAUAAUUUAAGAGGUGCUCUUAACGAGCGCGUUCGAGUGAUGUUUAAUGGCCGCGCGAGAGAUCGAGCGAGCGAUCCUUCGAAAACGUGUCUGAUAAAAAAGAAAAGAGUAGGAAAAAGUCACGAUGUAUCGAGCUUUUCGAAGACGUAGCUGACAGGUCAGUCCGUCAAACUAGCGAUGAUUUUCCAUUCUUCGCUUCAAGGGCCAGUAAAAUGAUACACACAACGCGUACACACACACAUACACAUACAUACGUCGGUCACUACAUGCAUACCUUAUGAAGCAACCACACGUAUAAAUUGCAUCCUUAAUCUGCGAUCAUGCGCGGUGCUCAAUCUCUCUUGGUGCUUUCGUACGUUGAAUUUGACGUGCGUACAUCGUGGACAAUACGAGGUCGAUUCUUAAAGAUCCAUUACGCAGGAGCGCAAAACGUAUCGUUGCAAGAGGUGUGCACGUGUUUGCGUCUAGGAGAUGUCGAGCCACAUAGGAAACGAAAAGCAAUAGCAAGUAAUAUAUUUACACACGUAGUUAAGUAUAUUCCACGAGUUAUACAACGUUAGUUAAUUGCCUGAAACGCAACUUUAAAACGCCAUCACUUUCGAACUCAGGAAACGAAAAUGGCUAUCGAGAACGAAUCCAAUUGAUCGAUUUUGAUUUCUCUUUUACGAAAGAAUUGUCGCGUUUUAUGUGGUCCAAGAAUCUCCAACGAUGAAAAAAAAAAGAA
Molecule: messenger RNA, 6636 nt
Organism: Bombus pascuorum
Lineage: Eukaryota; Metazoa; Arthropoda; Insecta; Hymenoptera; Apidae
Product: Krueppel-like factor 6
Exons: 6
Coding region: 392-1471 (359 amino acids)
Biological process (GO): regulation of transcription by RNA polymerase II
Molecular function (GO): RNA polymerase II cis-regulatory region sequence-specific DNA binding; DNA-binding transcription factor activity, RNA polymerase II-specific
Source: RefSeq, a predicted model, not a curated record